GCUGUUCACGUGGGGUCUUUAAAGUUUUUUACAAAUAAAUAGAAGCCGGUUUACCCAUAGAUAAUCGUCGCGAGAGACACCCUAUUUGCAGACCCUCCAAGAUUUUUGUGCUGUAUUUCACCCACCCAAUCCAUUUGUUAAGGAAAUUUUCUGGAUAAAAAGUAUAAAUUCUGAUUUAUCAUUUGUUAUUUAUCUGCAUAGUGGCAAGUAGAACAUAAAUACUAUAAAUCAUUCUCAAUUUUUGUUUGCAUGCGUUGCAAAACGUAACUCUAAUAUGGCUCGCAAAUAUCAAAAGUCUGUAUUGUAGCAUAAGGACCCUCAACCUGGUCGCUAGCCAAGUCAGAGGAUUAUCCCAUUUAUUUGGGAGUCUAUAAAUUAAUAGAGUAUUUUCAAUAAGGGGGCGCUUAUAUAUAAGCAAAAUCAUUUUUUCUUGACCUUGAAAGUUCAACGAACAGAUAACCACAAUCCAGGAAGUUUACUAAACAUUUAUAACAGAUAGCUGAAAUUUUGCAUACAUAAAGCCAAAAUGGAAAACAUACGUUUAUUUAUUUCGGUGAUCUUUAUUUUAUUUUUUACACGUUCAAUUUCCCAACAAUUGAAUAUUACAGAUAAUGUAGGAAACAAUAAGAAGAUAGUUUGUUACUACAGAUAUCAAGGAAAUGAAUCUCAUCGAUUGACUCCAGAUCAAAUAGAUGUAAAUUUAUGUACUCACAUUAUAAUAGGAUUCGCUGGAGUACAUAAAUCACAAGUGUCCUAUGAUAUCAAAAAUAUUCCAGGAUAUCGUUGGACAGUUUCAUUAAAAGAUAAAAAUCCUAAUUUAAAAAUCAUGCUGUCUUUAGGAGGCGGGGGAAACGAAGGAGGAUUUACUGAGGCUGUUUCUUCAAAAGAAAAUCGGGAAAAAUUUAUUGAAUCAAUGAUUAAACUUUGCCGAGAUGUUAAAUUAGAUGGAAUCGAUCUUGAUUGGGAAUUUCCUGUUUGGAGGCACUCCUUAGGUCGACAAAAUCUUGCAGACAAAAAAAACUUGAUAUUGCUUCUGAAGGAAUUUAAACUUGCAUCAGAAAAAGAAUUUUCAGAAAAUCCUCUUUUGAUGUCGGUGGCUGUUGCAGGGCCGAAAAGUAUCGUAACUGUGGCGUAUGAUAUUUCAAUGAUGUCCAAAUACGCCGAUUUCAUUAAUUUGAUGAGUUACGAUUACAAUGAUUAUAAUUGGUAUACUCCUUACGUUGCUCACAAUUCUCCAUUAUUUAACAGUAGACGUGAAAUAGGUUACUUUGCAACCUUAAACACAAAAUGGUCUGCAGAUUAUUUUAUAUCUCAAGGUAUGGACAGAUCCAAACUGAUGAUUGGAUUACCUCUUUACGCUCAUACUUACAAGCUUCUUUCAAGAUAUAACACUACACCUGGUAGUGUAGCAACAGGUUCUGGUUUGGGCGGAGGUGGAUUAUCGUAUCCCGAUGUUUGUGAAUUUUUGGAAAAUGGUGGUACUCGAGUGUUUGACGAUGAAGCCAAAGUCCCUUAUGCGUUUAAAAAUAGAGAUUGGAUAUCCUACGAUGAUUAUGAAAGCGUCAAAAUAAAGUCUGAAUGGACGAAAGAGAAUAAUUUUGGUGGAGUUAUGACAUUCAGUCUUAAUACUGAUGACUGGAAGGGAACAUGCGAUGGAAAAACUAAAUUUCCAUUAAUGAAAAUCAUUAAAAAAAUAAUUCACGAAUAACGAAUUUCGAAUUUAUAUUUAUAACUAAAGAAAUAUAUUUUAUACAAGUUUAUGUACUGUGUUNUGUA
Centruroides sculpturatus (bark scorpion) is the source of this 1776-nucleotide messenger RNA. Its product is annotated as acidic mammalian chitinase-like. Gene Ontology annotation, biological process: chitin catabolic process; carbohydrate metabolic process. The record is from RefSeq and is a predicted model, not a curated record. The coding region runs from base 527 to 1708 and encodes 393 amino acids. Gene Ontology annotation, cellular component: extracellular region. The transcript has 10 exons. Gene Ontology annotation, molecular function: chitin binding; chitinase activity. Lineage: Eukaryota; Metazoa; Arthropoda; Arachnida; Scorpiones; Buthidae.